Molecule: messenger RNA, 840 nt
Organism: Coniophora puteana RWD-64-598 SS2
Lineage: Eukaryota; Fungi; Basidiomycota; Agaricomycetes; Boletales; Coniophoraceae
Exons: 2
Source: RefSeq, a predicted model, not a curated record
CUUUCAUCCUGGGGAGACAUCUCAUCAUUAACCGACAAAGACCUGUUCGCCUUGUUCGACAAUUCCGAAUGGAGGCUCUCUGAGGCAACAUACUUCAUAAAAACCUCCGUUCGUCGCAUUGCCUAUGACGCCGUGAUAAAAACUGGGGGGCCAGACUCGGAACCGCUCACGAUAAGCCUUGUCCGAGCAUCGUCCAGCAUCGCAGUUCCUGGUGUCCUGCGUGUUCUAAAUAUCGGGACACGCAAAGGCUUUGUUAUGGAAUAUAUCUCCGGAGAGACAGUGGAGAAAUGCUGGGAACACCUAGGCUUAUGGCAACACUUCCGCAUCCUCUGGUCAAUCCGCAGCUACAUCCGACAGCUUCGGCGAAUCCUCGUUCCCAAUACUCCCCAAAGCAAGCACUUUCCCGGUCCAAUAGGCGAAGUGCCUCAACUGUGCUAUGGACCCACCAUUCAUUUGCGUCCCAAGGGUGGUGGUCCCUUUGCUUCCUGUGACGAGCUCGCACAAUGGUUCAACCACAAAGUAGAAGUAUCCCGGCGUUUUGGGAGAAACCUUCCGCCGCACCUCGCCUUUGAUUCAUCCUUGCCUCUCGUUCUGACUCAUUUUGACAUUGCGCCUCACAAUGUCAUGGUUGACGGCAAUUAUCGUGUAUGGCUGAUCGACUGGGAACACGCGGGUUUCUAUCCGCAAUGGUUCGAGUACGUCGCUAUGUAUAACGGCUGGACGCUAGAUGGUCGAUGGAAGCGUUGGAUCGUCGGAUUUGUGGCGGGUUUCUAUGAACGUCAAGCAAAUUUCAUUUCCAUGAUUGGGUGGGCUAUUCAUACAGGACAUUUUGUGCAGUAA